CGCCAUCACCGUCUCUCUAUUCCACCACCGUAAAACUCUCUCCAGUGCAAUGGCAACUCCUGAUAAAGAACUAAGCCACCACCACACCGUAACUCUCUCUCUCAAUUCCAUUGUUCUCUUCCAAAAUUCUCUAGAGACAAAUAGAAAGAGAUGGUCGGGAGUGGUUACAGUGGUAUGAGAUGUGGCCCUGGGCGGGGGAGGGUGCAGUGGUGAGGAGAUGAAAAAUUUGCAGAGCUGGGCAAUAUUGGGCGCUGGACAAUGUCUCUCUGGUGAGAUGAAGGGCCAUGUUGGAAUAAUAAAAACCAACUGAGGACACAAUUGGUAAAAUAAAUCUAUUCCGAUUACCCACUUCUCCUGGAAUACAAAUCCCUCCCUCAUGCAGGGAAUUCAAACCCUCCAAAAGCAGCAGUUGUAUUCCAGAAUUAGGAUGGGACCCACAUAAAUUUUGAUUCCUCCAAGUUAGGUAAACAAGGGAGUGUUCCGUAAUCAGAAUUUAAUCCCGUGUUUUGUUUCCGAUUACGGAUACGUAAAUGUGACAUUAUUUGACUUACAGAAGCUGAGUGAGUGCCUGCUGCAUUCUUUUUGGCAUGUAUAGUUUCCUCCAUCCUCGUUUUCCUUUUUUCCACCACCUCAGGUUCCAAACUUUAAGCUUCUCUCUCUCUCUCUCUCUCUCUCUCUCUCGUUUUCCUUUUUUCCACCACCUCAGGUUCCAAACUUUAAGCUUCUCUCUCUCUCUCUCUCUCUCACAUAUUUGAAUUCGAAGCCAUGAAGCAAAGCUUCAAAUCAGGCGCUGUCGUUGUUCUCUCCAUAUUUUUCAUCCUUUUUUCCUCAACAUUAUCGAUCCGUCUCUUAGUGUACAAAGAAGGACAAGAGAAGGUGAAGCUCAAUGAAAUGGUUAAUGGGGGUUCACUUGUAGAAUUGAAAGGCAGUGAACUAAUGAAUCAGCUUAUGGGGGUGGAGGAUUGUGUUGAUGGAGAUGAGGACUGUUCAAAGAGAAGGAUAAUGGCAGAAGCUCACUUGGACUACAUCUACACACAGCACCAUAAGCCUUGAUACUCCUCAUAUUUUCAACUCAAUAAUUCAUUUCUUGUUAUUUUCAUAAUCUCCUUUAUUAGGAGACAUUUGGAAAGCUAAUUAUCAGAUUGGAGAGAUAUAUCCUCCUUUUAACAUAAUGCAACAGUUACAUCUAAAGUA
Molecule: messenger RNA, 1194 nt
Organism: Malus domestica (apple)
Lineage: Eukaryota; Viridiplantae; Streptophyta; Magnoliopsida; Rosales; Rosaceae
Source: RefSeq, a predicted model, not a curated record